AUGACGAUGACAAUAGACGCCAACCAGCAACGCUACGGACAUCUUCAAUUCGAUAACAUGUCUUCCUAUCCCACACACUCGCCGCACUUCAGCAACCCCUGGGCGUCGUCCACGACGGCCCCUUCGAGCCACGCCCUGUACGUGGCAUCGCAACCCGGACUGGCUUCCAACCCCAUGGGCCUGGAUCGCCACGCACAGCAGCCGCCGUCCCGGGCACCAGCCACUACCACCGCGCCGCUGGCCCCGUAUGGUUCUGUCCCGGUGACUUCAGCCUCAGCAGGCAGCCCUCUCAGUAUGGUGGACCCUUCCCUUGCAGGAGGACAAUCGGACUUACUUUCUGUUCCCCAAGAUCUCCUCAGCAUCAACCGCAUGCCCCAUCCCAGCUCCGCACCCUCAUAUGCCGAGUCUGCGUACACGACCGCGGCCUCCCCAGUGCAUGCCACCUAUGCUGCGUCGCCGACCAGCUAUGACGGCAUGGGUUACCCGUCCUCCUCCGUGCGACACAACUUCGGUCUGGCGCCCGAGGCCGAUCCCCACAGAAGAGGUAUCAAUGACGACCGCCGAAGCUUCCAGGACGCCAUUGAGGCCAGCCAUGGUAUGCUCUCCAUGAAGUUCGACACGAGCAACCAGGAGACCCCUCGCGCCGGUGUCUACAACAACCGCGGCCGCGCCUCAGGUGACUCUUAUGGAUUCCCCUCGGCACAUUCGACGUCCUCCAGCGUGUCUUCGACAGGCUUCAGCCCCUACUACGGAUCCGUUGACGGAAGCGUCAGCGACUACUCGACAGCUGGCUCCGAUAUUGAGUCCGUUGGGGGCUCCAGGACUCUCCCACGCCCCCAAGGUCUGAUGCCUAACCAGCCCCCGGCACCACAGUCCAUGAUGGGGCAAUUCAGCUCCAAAGUGUCCAGCAGCACCCAGAAGAAGCACAAGUGCAAGGUCUGCGACAAGCGCUUUACACGGCCCAGCUCAUUGCAAACACACAUGUACAGCCACACUGGAGAGAAGCCUUUCAAAUGUGAAGUUGAGAACUGCGGUCGGCAUUUCUCAGUUGUCUCCAACCUCCGGAGACAUCGCAAGGUGCACAAGGGCGAUGCCCGAUCUGACGCCGGCAGUGAGGAUCACCAAUCCGAUUAG
Molecule: messenger RNA, 1134 nt
Organism: Diaporthe citri
Lineage: Eukaryota; Fungi; Ascomycota; Sordariomycetes; Diaporthales; Diaporthaceae
Exons: 3
Coding region: 1-1134 (377 amino acids)
Cellular component (GO): nucleus
Source: RefSeq, a predicted model, not a curated record